AAAUUAAUUUCAAUAAAAAAUAUUUGUAGGAUAAAUAUACAAAAUGUCGCUACAAAAACGUCGCGAAAAACUGAAUAAGCCGACGCGCUGGGACCGCAUACGUAAACGCCAUCUAAAUGCGAAUCCGUUGGGCCUUAAAACGGAUGCAGUGCGUCGUUUCAUUGAGGUGGACUAUAUUGGCAAACGGCAAUCCCAGCUGCUCAUUCACGGUGAGCCGCAACGUCAACUCAAUCCUAGCGUUAUAAUGGAUAUGCGUCAUGAGAUGUUCUCUCAGAUACCACGCAAGCUGCCAUUGGCCACAGUGGCACAUGGCAGCACACUGGACGCGACCAAGGCGCAUAAUCUGGAUGUGGAACAGCGUUAUGUUAACAAUCAGCUGCAAAAGUUUCGCCAGCAACUGGCCAGACAACAUCCGCGCGUGCAGGUGCGGAAGAUACGUGUUCGACCCACCAAGCCAGACUUUAAGCUCAACCAUGGCCCCUUGAUGGAGAGUCUGUCGCAGGCGGCGCAACACAUUGACAAUUUUUACAAGACGCCCGUCGACGCACUGGGUCAGGCCGCGCAGCUGUGCUCCAUACGCAAGCAGCUGGCGACGACAACGCUGCUACGACAGCUGGAGCCGGAGCCGGAGGCGGAUGCGGACAUAGAGCACAUCUGGCUGGAGCGUGUCGAGGUAAAGCAGGACGAGCAGCUGGAACUGCGUGAAGAGCUGGACAUGCUGGAGUAUCGUAAGUUUGUCAAGCAGGUGCAGCUGGACGAGAGCAAGGCGCAGUUGCAGCAACGCUGUCGCACGCCAAGUCCUCUCCUAACCACCGAGGAAAUGUUCAGACCCAUGCGCGCCGCUGCCGAGCGUCAGAUGCUGCACGUGCGCACAAUACGUCACGAGGAGGAACUGCAGCAGCAGCAGCAGCCGGCCGAGCAGCCACAGCUGCAGCGUGAAUCUUCCACCUGCUCCAAUACCAGCGAGGGCAUUGAUUCUGUCAUAUCGGAUCUGGCCGAGGAGGCAUUAUAUGAGCUUCAACUCGAAGCAGCUGAGCAGGAAAAGUUGCAAUUGGACAUAGAGCUGAUUGUGCCAGUGGAAGCGCCCGUGAAGCUCGUGAAAUUCCAGUUGCCGGAGACAGCAAAGACACCAAGCCACGUCGAAGCGUUCGAACCGGCAGCCUCAUCCGUGUCGGAGCCGGAGCCGUUGCUUAUACGCCGCAUUGAAUUACCCAAAGUGGUGCUCCUGCCCAAGCCAGAAACGCAGCUGUGCAGCAGCAGCAGCAGCAGCUCUGACGAUGAUAAUCCGACGACCGUGCCACCUGAAAAGCAACGGAUUAUCGAGCAGUUGUUCCAGGCACGCAGCAAUACGGAUCUGAAUCUUAUGCGCACGUACUUUCUCAGAUGGAUACAUUAUACUACCAUGGAGAAGAUCGAACGGGAGCCGGGAAAAACGCACAUCAAUCGUGUUACCAAAAUAAAUGCAUUUCUGGACAAGCUCAGGCAGGAGAAGAGGCGUCAGCGGGAGAACAAACGGCCGUCAACUCCAAACGAUGCGGACAAAAUAGCGAAAAAGACGCUGGAGCAGCGCGAAGAAGCCAUCAAAAUGGCCAAGCAGUUUAAGAAUAAGCUUAAGGUGCAGCAGGACAUCAUAGAUUUGCAGCGCAUCAAGCUGGAGCGUCAGGAGCGUCUUAUUAUGCAGCUGAAGCUGCACAAGCUCAGCGACGAGGCCAAAGAGGCACGCGAGGAUCUCAAGCAGGAAUUGAAAACCGUCAUACGCUGUGGCGAUCCCAAGGCAAAGGCCAAGGCCAAGUGCCUGCAGCUGAUUGGCAGUCUGCGUGAUGCCGAGGACGAGGAACUGGAACGUCUGCAGGGCAAGGCGCUGCUGCAGCCACGUUUUCUGCGGCACAUGCAGGAGCGCGCCCUAGAGCGUAGUGUGCGGCAUGAGCAGGCGCGUCAGCGGCGCGCCCAGGCCGAAGCUGAGCGCGAGGCAGCCAAACUGGCCAUGGAGGAGGCCAAGCGCCAGGAGGAUGAGGAGGCCAAACGCUUGCGCAUGGAGGUGCUGAAGGAGAAGCGCCGCCAGGAGAAAAUGGCUAAGGUGCUGAAGGAGCGUGAACGUCAGCGCUUCAUUGAGAAUCAACGCAAGGCUCUGGAGUUCAGUCGUCGUCUGCUAUUGCGUCGCGUUGGCAUGGAGGGCUUCAAGCGAUUGCUACAGCGCAAGCACGACAAUCUGGUCAAGUGCGAGGAGUUCUGUCGGCGUCUAUACAAGCGGAAGUUCUUUGUCGAAUGGCAAAAAUAUACGGCAUACCGGCAACGGGAGAAGCGCUUCCGUGCGGAACUGUGCUACGAGAAGGCGGUGAAGCGACGGGCCGUAAAUGCCUGGCGGCUCUAUAUGCAGGAGGAGCGCAACAAGAUGCAGGUGGCCAUCGACUGGCAUGCCCUGCAUGCUAUGGAGCACUGGUUUGGACGCUGGCUAAACUUCACCACCGGCUGUCGCUUGGUUGAGGACACCAAGCUGCGACAGGCCAUCUCUCAUCACGAGUGGCACCUCAAAUGGAAGGUCCUGGAUUGUUGGCAACGACUGCCGCAAAUAUUACGCCUGGAAAAGGAGACGGAAGAGCGUCGCCAGCGUUGGCGCAUGAAAAUUUGGGAGCUGCUGCCGGAUUACAAGCCCAGGGAGGACAGCUUGUGGUAGUUAAUAUUUUAAUUUGUUGUAAAUUUGUUUAAUUUUCUUGCUUUUGUCUAUUUAUUUUAUUAUUUCUUUGACUUUACGCUGGCUCGAGCUCAUGUCACCUCGAAAAUUAUAAACUUUUUGAUUAGUUA
Drosophila novamexicana is the source of this 2802-nucleotide messenger RNA. RefSeq names its product trichohyalin. The transcript is spliced from 5 exons. Gene Ontology annotation, molecular function: phosphatase binding. The coding region runs from base 44 to 2674 and encodes 876 amino acids. NCBI's taxonomy places the organism in Eukaryota, Metazoa, Arthropoda, Insecta, Diptera, Drosophilidae. The record is from RefSeq and is a predicted model, not a curated record.